AUUUCUGCUUAGGAAUUACAGAACUGCAUAUAAUCUUGUGCAUGAAUUGAGGGCUCAUGAAACAAACAUGCUGGAAAUCAAGACCAUGGCAGGAUUUAUAAAUUACAAGAUCUGUCGCCUCUGUUUUCAGCAUAAUACUCCACUGGAUGCUAUUGCACAGUUCAGGAAGCAUAUUGACCUAUGCAAGAAAAAAAUAGGAAGUGCAGAACUGGCUUUUGAACAUGCUGCCUGGAUGUCUAAACAGUUUCAGGCUUUUGGUGACUUGUUUGAUGAAGCAAUUAAGCUGGGAUUGACAGCAAUUCAAACUCAGAAUCCAGGUUUCUAUUACCAGCAGGCAGCCUACUAUGCACAGGAACGGAAACAACUAGCAAGUAUGCUUUGUAACCAUGAUUCCUCUGUGACAUAUCCCAAUCCGGAUCCCCUGGAAACACAAACUGGAGUGCUUGACUUCUAUGGGCAAAGACCAUGGCGGCAAGGAAUAUUAAGUAUGUUUCUCUAUUGCUACAGAAAUAUGAGCUUGAAUCCUUAUUUGAGAUCAGAUUAG
This is a messenger RNA of Pyrgilauda ruficollis (rufous-necked snowfinch), 544 nucleotides long. RefSeq names its product trafficking protein particle complex subunit 11-like. Bases 68 to 544 code for a protein of 158 amino acids. Lineage: Eukaryota; Metazoa; Chordata; Aves; Passeriformes; Passeridae. The transcript has 4 exons. The record is from RefSeq and is a predicted model, not a curated record.